Molecule: messenger RNA, 5393 nt
Organism: Brienomyrus brachyistius
Lineage: Eukaryota; Metazoa; Chordata; Actinopteri; Osteoglossiformes; Mormyridae
Gene: mafk
Product: v-maf avian musculoaponeurotic fibrosarcoma oncogene homolog K
Exons: 3
Coding region: 29-700 (223 amino acids)
Biological process (GO): regulation of transcription by RNA polymerase II
Cellular component (GO): nucleus
Molecular function (GO): DNA-binding transcription factor activity, RNA polymerase II-specific; RNA polymerase II cis-regulatory region sequence-specific DNA binding
Source: RefSeq, a predicted model, not a curated record
GUCGCCGCUCGCGGAAGCGGGCGCAGGAAUGCGGCCACACCGCCGCUACAGUGUUGUUGUUUUGCACUCGGUCCGCCAUCGGGACGCUUCUCGAACUUCCUCGCCGGGAUCAGUGAUCCACCGGCUUGCCAGCAAUCGCGACCGCGGGACUUGCGUGAUCCCGAGAGAGCCGAUCGCGUCCACUGGGCAUAUUUCUGAGGGAUUCUGGCCAAGUGGAUGUAUACAGGGUAUGACGACUAAUGUAAAAGGAAGCAACGCUUUAAAGGUAAAGAAGGAGGUGGGAGAGAAUGCCCCCGUCCUUAGCGAUGACGACUUGGUGGCCAUGUCCGUGCGGGAGCUGAACCAGCACCUGCGGGGCCUCACCAAGGAGGACGUGGUGCGGCUGAAGCAGCGACGGCGCACGCUGAAGAACCGCGGCUACGCCGCCAGCUGCCGCAUCAAGCGGGUCACGCAGAAGGAGGAGCUGGAGCGGCAGAAGGCGGAGCUGCAGCGCGAGGUGGACAAACUGGCGCGCGAGAACGCCAGCAUGCGGCUGGAGCUGGAGGCACUGCGCUCCAAGUACGAGGCCCUGCAGUGCUUCGCGCGGACGGUGGCACGUGGGCCGCCCGCCACCGGCAAGGUGGGCGGUACCAGCGUCAUCACCAUCGUCAAGUCUGCCGCCCACAGCCCAAACUCCACCCCCUUCUCCGCCCCUUCCUAGUGCUUAUGGUUUUUCAAUUGAGGCCCACCUUUUUCCUGGCCCCGCCUCUGUCCCGCCCAUGAUAAUAGUUCAUUGGCUGGGGUGAGCCAAGGGGAGGAGCUUUGCCAGGUGACUUUGGGAAAGUACAACGUUCACCGCUUUCCCACAUACUCUGUGUUGCGCACUGUGCUUCAAAAUUUCCAGCACCGGCAAGGCAACCGUACUGCUUGUGACCUUUUACCCUUAUCUUGACAGUUAAGCACUUACAGUAUAAAAUACUAAAAUAUGAAUAUCCAUAUAUACAUGCACAUGCAGGUGUGAGAAAAUGCGAAUCCAUUGGAAUUAUCUGUAUUUCUGCUGAUUGAAUCUGAUCUAAGGCUCAUAGAUGUUAGAUCUAUCAAAGGGGGCAGAACAUUUUGCAUUGCAAUAUCUUUAAUGGUGAGAUCUUUGUUUAACCAGUCAAGGGCAUUGAGUGGAAGAGAGAUAUUUAGUAAGUAGCGGAACUUCUUUUUUUUGGCAGUAAUCUCGGAUGCUUUCUCUAUCUCCUGCUGACCAGAGCUGGGCAGUUGUUAGGGGGAUUUUGGCCCGUUGGCCCAGUGCUGUUUCACUUCCUGUAUAUUUUUGCAAUAUCUUCCUUGAACAGGCUGCUUCAGGUCACGCCACAGCAGUUCAAUGCCAUUAAGGUCAGGGCUCUAGAAGGCAGAUUGCCUUCCACAUGAGCUCCUCUGUUGUUGAUUAAUUCCCACAACAGUUUUGGAUCUUUGUCAUGGGGAACCACCGGACUUCCCUUGUGGUUUAGAUAAGACAGACGUGCUGAUAUUCUGCUGUCGGAUUUUUCCCCGAUCCUGAAACUUGGAAUUCAGCGGUUCCUUGGUGAUUGCAAGUCAUCCAAGCAGCGACGAACCAUAAUCCGCGCUCUGUCAUACCUCACGGGUAGGAUGAGGAAGUGGUGCUGGCAUGUGGAUCUUCGUUUUCUGCAAACACAACAGUGUCUGUUUACCAGAAAGCUCGACCUUUGUCUCGUUUAUCAAUGGAGUACUGUCUAGAUAGUGAUGCAGAACAUACAGGUGCUCUCUAGCAGCCUUCUGAUAGGCAAUAGUGUUUUUAUUCAUUUAUUUAUUUUUGGAGCGGUGGUUUCCUCUGUGGAUUUUACAAGCCGUUUAUGCAGAAAUCCAGGUAAUUCCAAAGGGUAAACAUUUCUUGAAUCCCAAAUGUGUUACAUGUAUUUAAUACCAUCUGGUCUCUACAGAGAUUACAUGAAAUCAAUUGGAAUUAACAGCCAAUCAGUUUUGUUUUGUCUGAGCUAAGUGGCUGGAAUAGCGCUUCCUGAAAUCUAUUACGUUACACAAACUUUGUUUUCAUUUUGCAUGGAGGUCAAGGACAUCCCAAAACGAGAGCCGUUGGAAAAUCUGAUGAUAAAUUAGGGGCUGCUUAAAUCUGAAAGAUAUUCAGUUUCAUAUUUAUUAUGACUUCAGACUAAGGAAGAAAAUGUCAUAAGUUAACAAUAAAGUGAGCACUUGCUUUAUGUGUUUCGUAAGCUUUUAAACUCUUGCUGUUAUUGCCAUGAUGCGUGGUAGGUAAUCCAUAUUGGAUAUCAUACGAAGGGGAAACUGCCUUGACAUAGAAACACGGUUAUGUCCUGUAUAUUACAGAUGAAAACUACUUUUACAAUUUUGGUUUCAGCCCAAAAGCAGCAAAACAGCGUCCUGGUUUCAGGUUUCAGGCUCUUGUCAUGCUAGAGAUCCGUCCCGGUAUGGAACAUUCCUCCUUCUUACGUGACGUUUAACCGCCGGUCUUGGUAGCUUUCACACAAGGCGUAAUAGUUGCCUGGAGGUGGGAAACUCCGACCCAGCAGGGCUGCAGAACUCCGGGUUUAACCACUCGUAUCUCGAGGUGUUACACACCAGUAAGUGGUUAACAGGUUGUGCAACAAAACAGAAUACCACGCACCUCCGUCACGGAGGAUGGAACCUCAGCCCCACCGCCCUUCAGGACCAGCUUUUUUUUCUCUUUUGUACAUCAAAGUCAAGAUAUGUUUAAACGAGAUCUGUUAAUAUACGGUUUAUAUGCUUAGUUUUUAAAUGGCUCUCAAGGCUGUUCACCAUCCUUCUUUACGACCCUUUUCCUUGGAAUCAAACUCCCUUUGCUUUACGACUAAGCGAGAUCAUUAUCUUUGCUUACCAUUUGUACAAUGUAUCCGCAUUUAUCGUUUUGUUCAUUUUGUGUCUUCCUGUCUAAUGAGGGGUUUGUGUUUUGUAGCCCCAACUGUGCGCCUUUGACUGCAAAGCGUUCUCCCGCAUGCCUUCUGCUGACGGUAUAUGUACUUUUGAUCAUCAACUUAAUUCACGACAACUGACAGCUUUUACAGUAAAAUAAGAGCAUAUAGACGUGCAGUCGGUUAGAGACGCAGUGAAUAAAAAUACUAAUUAAGCGUCUAGGCUAUUUUUACGCGUGUCGUAGCCUGAAGCGCUACGCACCUGAGCUUGGGAAGUUUAAAGAAAAUUAAGUGUCUUUAGCAUAUGUUCCGUAUUCCUCCGUUGAGCGGGAUUACUGUAACACUGUUCGUUUUCCACCAUAGUGCCUCUGUGUGACCCCGAUGCUGUAGAAUCUGCCCUUAAACGUGGAAUCUGGUGUUGCAAAACACCUUAGUAUUUAUAGGCGAAAAUCGAUUUUCCUGCUUCUAUACAUGAAAUCAAGCGUGUCGUUUUUAAUGUUGUGUUCUUGGAACCUUAACUGUUAUAACUUUAAAAACGCGGUGUGCGUUAUAGUGAAUAUGUAUUUGCUAAACAAGAUGUACGUUAUAGAUACUGGAAAAUGAUUUUUGCAUAGGAAUAACGUUUAAGGUUGUGCUGGUGCAUUUGUAGUCUUGUCAGAACAGGAUGUAAAUGUGCAGUAUUUCGCAAGCUCUCCUUCUUGCCUUUUAUCUGUCACUAUUCAUUUCUAUUCGCAAAUGGUUCGUUCGUGGAGCAGUAACUGUGAAAAGCACUGAUUAAGGUGAAAUGUUUGUGACGUCCGACGCCACCGUGUGAUGCCUUUAACAAGCCAGUGUUUUGGCAGAUGUUUUACAUGGUGAUUUCAGCACAUCCAGAUCAAUCUGUUUCAUUAAAUAAAAGUCAAAAAAAGAAAACUUCUACAUAGAAAGUUGACAGUGUUUUGUGUUGUGUAUGUGCAGUGUUUGUGUUUGUGUCCGCGAUGAUCACAGGACACUUAGUGUUGUUUUUCUUUUCAAUCCAACUCGGUAGACCCCCACUGUUGGUAUCGCCGAUCCCGACCCCAGCCCAAACCUGCCUAACUAGGCAUAAUGUCUUCUCAUGUCCCCCGCCUUACUGAUGGCCUUGCCUGGUAGUAUACCUCAUGUCCUGCUCCCUAUAAUAAUAUACACAUUUAAAUUACUAGGUGGUAAAACCGUAUUUUAACGCUAGAAUCAGAUCUCAAAAUUAAACGGAAGAAUCGAUGCAUUCAAUGCAGUGCGUCAGUGACCUUUUGCGGUAAGGUCGGGACCAGAGGCGCUGUCGGGGAGUGUCCAUGAACCAGCGUCCAGAAGCAUGGAGGCAGAAAGGGAGAGAGUGCUCUUUAUAAUUUCAAGUUUUAAAUGAUGUUAAUGACGCAGAGCAGCGAGACAGAAAGUGAGAGUACAAAAAGGAAGUGGCUGCUUUCCGGGGUGAAUCUCCGCUCCCUGUGUGGUCUUUAGGUCUGAAUCACUCCGUGUCUCAUCGUUAUAUAGUCAUCGUACACAUUUGUCAGUUCUUCCGGCAUCUUUGAGUAAGUAAGCCAUUUUCUACAAUUAGUUUUAAUCUGUGUGUCCUAACACCAGGGAGGUGAGCAGGUCCGGGUCUUCGAAGUUCGGUAUUCCCUCUUGCGAGUAACGUAACAGACACGAGCAUGGAGGACAAGGGAAGACAGUCCAAUCUUUCAGCACCUAGGCUCUCCAGCGGCCACCUUCUAACGUUUAUCACGUCUAUGCACCAACUGAUGCAUGUAAAACCUGCACGCGAUUAUGAACACAAUCCAUCUAAAUGACUAUUUUGCGUUAAAAAAAGCAUAUAAUAACAAAAAUGUUUGUUUAUGACAUUGCUGAAAAGAUAAAAAGUCAUUGACUUGAUAAACUCAAUAGGACACUUGUAGAGUGUGUAACCAUGCAAUGUUACACAUCGUUUUGUAAAGUGUUACAUGCAAUGCUGUGGUCCAGCAUUAUCUUUAAAAGGACACCACCAGCAGGGGCGAAGUAUGGCCAUGCAGAUCCAGGGGGCGCACCUUUCACGGGAGCCUGUGAAUACGUACAAUUAUUUACAAUGUGGGGCGGGGAGCCUACAAUUUCUAGCUACUUCUCUGUCCACCAAUGGGCAGUUGCUGUGCUCCAAUAAUAUUGUCAUUUCCUGUUUUAUAUGCAUUUUAAUUUCAGUACUUCCUGUCAUGUUAUUUUUAAUGCAGAUGCGAACUGUUGCGUUUAACGCUCAUUCUGAUAUGCUAAUGGACUGCCCACACACACAUUUUGUUCUAGUCUUCUUGAAGUUUUGAAAAUGACAAAGUAAAUUAUUGCUGUAUAUAAGAGUUUACCGUUUGUUUUUUUGUACUUUUAAUAAAGUCUCUUCCCUCCCGUGAAAACAGUAGGCAGAAUGCUAAUUCCAUGUACUGUAAUGCAGCUGCCACCACACUAACCAGCAUAGUGGGAAAAUGGAAACUAUGUUCUGAAACUACGAUGCUAUGAGAUCAU